CUUGUCCAAGAAGCUCUGAUUGACCCCGCAGCAGACAUCACUGUUAUGUCCCAUGCUGUGUUCAAUCAACUUCUGACAUUGCUACAAGCCAGUGGCCGCGACCUUCAACUGCAACGCUGCGCACUAACUACUCGUGCUUUUUCAGUAACUAAUACCGAGCUAAACACAGUAACUAUGCUCCACUGGACAAUUGGCCCCAUAACAUUAGUCCACCCGGUCUACAUGUCUCCAAUUGAAACCGUCCCCCUGCUCAUCGGCCAAGACCUGCUCUGCCGGUUCGAGCCACUAAUCGAUUACAAAAAUCUUCAGCUGUGGGCGCAGGUGGAACAGGCAUUACCACUACCAACUCUGCAACUGUCCUCAGGCCGGUGCCUGGGGUGGGACCACUCGGAGGAUGGCGACCUGUCAGCCCACACUCCUUCAAGUAACGACACCCCCAUCGACGACACCGCCGAGUCCCCUGUAGCCACCUUGCCACCGCUGAACCGACUAAGAGAACUUGACAUGUUUUUCUGCCAUCUUGUCCAACCACCGCACAAAGAGCGCUACGGCCCCAAUGUUGCUGGUGGAAUUAAUUUGCAUGACUGCACAACAGACGAACAUUUUGUUUUCCCGUUAACACCGUGCCACCGUCUGCCGUCACUGCAGUGGGUGUAUGCGCCCUAAACCUACAAUGGAACCACCGCUCAUUAACUCAUUGCUUCCUAGUAGUCCCCAAUUUGCCGCAACCGGUUGACGAUCUUACAAAAGGGGGGACUACACCUGUGAUACCAAGCAGGCCCGCCAGGGGUCGCUCCUGUGACACUGGACUUGCUCUCGACCUUUUGAGGCCACUCGACCCUCUAAUAAAUACAAAAGUUGUGCCCUUCGAAAAUCAAUUUGUGGACUCUGCCCCUAAACAAUAGACUGCAUUUUCAGCCAUCACGCUGACCUUCAUAGUGACUUCUCUACAGAGCUGGCCCGGUCCGUCGAGGGCCGCUAAGUCAUCUUGCUUCUUCCGUGACUUUCACACAUGCACGGCUUCAACAGCACAGGACGUGGGGUUUGUCUCUCCUUAGAGACCUCAGACUCAGCAGCAUCCACUGGUGAUGUGAGCCUCCUUCUGUGCUGGUCCCCAGCCUUCCUCUUCUGUUCCACAUUGUUCGUGAUGGCGAAGUUGCCUGCCUUUUUUUGUUUUGUCUUUCUGUGGCUCGCCGUGACCGGCGCUCCUUCUCUUCUUCGUUCCUGCGCGCUGCGCAAGCUUGACUUCGGUUUCCCCUUAACUUUGUACCUGCGCAUUCGCAUUAUCGUGGACUUUGGUUGUUGCGCUUCCGUGAAGCGCACUUCACCGCCAUUCGUGGCCUCACAGUGCGAAAGGGAGGGGGGGGUCAUACAAGACUUUGCCCACGAUGCAUCAUGCACAAAACGGAGGAUGGUCCACACACCGUGACCAGACAGGUCAAGCAGGUCCAACCUCUGUGACAGCAUCCUUGCCACGCCAAGGACUGCACCAGUAACUUCUGGGAUUUGUGGCCUGAAGCCCAUGAAGGAUGGGUCGUGGUGUAGAGCAGAAGCUACACCUACCAGAAGCUACCAGGUUACUAUUACUCAUACGGAAAUUGUUGGGUCCAAGUGGCUAGUCAACACACCAGCCCUAAGCGCAACGCUGAGUUAUGACCACCACGACACCACAACGAGACUCGCCCUGCCAAAUCAAACCAUGUGGCUCGACGUCCCCAAAGAUGCCAUUUUGCAUAUUGAGGAAGUCGCCUUCUACCACCUGCCAACCGAAAAUUAUGAGAGCGAGAUUUCUAACUUUUCCGGACAGUACAAAUAGGAAGUUGAUCCUGAGAUGCUUACACAGAUUCAGUUUAAAGGAACUCAGGAACGACACUACAGACAUGGGUUCAUAAGACAGUCUGUGACUCGACUGGGAGUUAAUAUUUUAAGAACUUUACAUGAACGCCACUAGUGACUGUAUUGCUGCAAACUUGAAUGUCUAACCUCGAAUAUGUUGUUAACUGAACCAGAUUAAAUGUUCCUCCCCACACCUCAAAUGUCACAUGGAAAAUAGUAAUGUUCUCCACACCACACAACAUUUGAAACAUUCACUACAGGUAUGAAAGAGGAUGAGUGUGGAAAAAGCGGGCAGGGUGAGGAAAUGGUCUCGUUAUCUUAAAUCCAAUAAUUAAUAUUUAAUUCCACUGGUUUUAAAGCAAAAAAUAAUCCUAAAAUGGAAAAAUAACGCCAAAAGGCAGUCCAGCCCUUGGUGUUCGCGAAGGUGGUAGAAAAGGGGCCCCCUUUUGGACCCGCUCCAGCCGUAAAAGGGGCCGGAGCUGGGACCCGGAAAGAAGUUUUUGGAGUUUUGGUGGAGAAGUCUUCCUUUGGUCUCACCCUGACCAACUCGCCAACGACCGGGCCAGGCAGGACGCCCAUCUCACCUGAGGUGGCAAGGACUCAUCGGAUGAUCCCCAGCGCUCCGAGCCACCCUGCUUGGGGGCCCGAACUCAGUCCGAGGGAACGUCUGGCAAACAGAGACACCCGAGAGACGUCCUGCCUGGGAACUCGUUGACCUCCUGCUUUUCCUCCUUUUUUCCUUCCUCCCUUCCGUUGAAUCCACCUGUUCCCGGUGCGGCCGAACACUCGGGAGCCUGACUCGCCUGCCUCAAAUGUGUUCCAAACAUGGCCUCAGUAUGGUACACUGGAGAAGGCGUGGCACGCGUUCAUGCAGGCAGCCGAUCGGCUCAGUGAGGUGCAUCAGGAGCUCCGUGACCGGCUAGCGGCAGAAGACAGUGAGAAGGUGCGAAAUUGGCAGAAAGAAGCCUUCCACAAGCAGAUGAUUGGAGGUUUCAGGGAGACAAAGGAGGCUGACGAUGGCUUCCGCAAAGCACAGAAACCCUGGGUCCGCAAAUUAAAAGAGUUGGAUUCAAGUAAGAAGAGCUACCAUCAGGCCAGGAAGGAGGAGUGGUCAGCUGUUAACAGGGAAACACAUGCUAAGGCUGACCCAUCUAAGUCUCAAGAGGAAGUCCGCAAAUAUUCGGCCCGUGUGGAGCGCUGCAACCAGGAGGCUGAAAUAGCUAAAGUGCGCUAUGAAAAGGCUUUGGAAGAGCUGAACCGCUGUAACCCUCGCUACAUGGAGGAUAUGGAACAGGUGUUUGACCUCACCCAGGAAGCUGAGCACAAGAGGCUGUGCUUCUUUAAAGAGGUCCUGCUGGAUAUCCACACGCACCUCGACCUGUCCAGCAAAGAAGGUUUCCGAGAGCUGUACAGGGACCUGGGUCAGACCAUCCGAGCAACUAAUGAGACAGAAGAUCUUCGAUGGUGGAGAAACACCCAUGGACCAGGCAUGACCAUGAACUGGCCACAGUAUGAGGAGUGGACUCCAGAGACAAGUUGGACCAUCAGCAGGAAGGAGCGAGGUAGACAUUCUGACGACAAAGUAGUCACCCUCACCAACAUCGUUUCCUCGGGAGGAAAUGACAUCCCACCUAGUCCCAUCACCCAGAAUGCUAUCAGGGUUGCAAAAGAUGAUUCUUCUGACUGGUCAGAUGAGGAAAACCCAAAGAAGUUGGCUGUGAACGGUGUUGGUGAAGCGGGGCACAGAGAGGAGCAGGUAGAGGGUGUCCGUGUCCGAGCGCUCUAUGAUUACUCGGGCCAGGAGGCUGACGAGCUCAGCUUCAAAGCAGGUGAGGAACUGCUGAAGCUGAGUGAGGAAGACGAGCAGGGCUGGUGUAAAGGACAACUGAGCAGCGGCCAGACGGCCAAUGGUACAGCUAGACUCAAGAAACCAGGACGAAUCCCAAAGCUAUCGGUGCUGUCAUUGAGGCAUGGCCAGACAAUGCCGGAUUAUCGUCUAAAUCCCAUCACUGAGUUGUUCUUUUUUCUUCUCUAUUUUUCUGUUGAUCACAUAAAGAAACACACAGAAAAUCUCGUUUGAAACAUGGAAAGAAUCACCAAGCAAUUUCGAACAGGUGUUAUCAUGUUUGCAUGUUCUCCCCGUGCCUGCGUGGGUUUUCCCCGGGCACUCCGGUUUCCUCCCACAUCCCAAAAACAUGCAUUAAUUGGAGACUCUAAAUUGUCCGUAGGCAUGACUGUUAGUGCGAAUGGUUGUUUGUUUCAAUGUGUGCCCUGCGAUUGACUGGCAACCAGUUCAGGGUGUACCCCGCCUCCUGCCCGAUGAUUGGCUCCAGCACGCCCGCGACCCUCGUGAGGAGAAGCGGCUCAGAAAAUAGAUGGAUGGAUGUCUAGAAAAUAAGUUGGAUGUCAAUUAGUGGUAUGCUCUGCUCGUUAGCUCAUAUGCAUUGACUUUGCCAAAUGCUAGCCAGGUGCCACGCUAAACUAACCUGUGGCAACCCUUUAUGAAAUGUAGCAAGAGCUUUAUAAUAAUCAUUUUUCAACACUAAAAUUAUAUGAAAUAUUGAAAAAAAAGUUAUAUUUAAACAUAAGAAUAUAUGUUUAAAACACAAAGUAUGAAUGUAGCUGUAGUUUGCUUUGCUUUUUCUUGUAUUUGUUCCCAAUAUAAGGAGGAAUUUUGUGAUAUUGAUUCAAGUCAAUCUGACGCUGCCACCUUCUCUUACCCCCUUUUGGUUGGUUUUAUUAAUCUAUCUUGGUUUUUAUUAAUCUAUCUAUUUGUAAUUGUAACACUUCAUUCACUUUACCUUUGUUCUGCGUUUAAUAGUUUAUUUUGGUUAUGUUAGUGGAGUAUUUUUUUUGUUUACAAUCAGUUAUGGUUUCCUUGAAUCUAACCACUGUAUGUUGUGGAAUACAACCCCAAUUCCAAUGAAGUUGGGACGUUGUGUUAAACAAAUAAAAACAGAAUACAAAGAUUUGCAAAUCAUGUUAAACCUAUAUUUAAUUGAAUACACUACAAAGACAAGAUAUUUAAAGUUCAAACUAAUAAACUUUGUUUUUAGCAAAUAAUCAUUAACUUAGAAUUUUAUGGCUGCAACACGUUCCAAAAAAGCUGGGACAGGUGGCAAAAAAGACAGAAGGUUUUUGCCAUUGUGGAUAAUGGCUCUCGCUGUGGUUCGCUGGAGUCCCAAAGCUUUAGAAAUGGCUUUAUACCCUUUUCCACACUGAUAGAGCUAAUUACUUUCUUUCCCAUUUGUUCCUAAAUUUCUUUAGAUCUCGGCAUGAUGUCUAGCUUUUGAGGAUUUUUUGGUCUCCUUGACUUUGUCAGGCAGGUCCUAUUUAAGUGAUUUCUUGAUUGAGAAGAGGUGUGACAGUAUCAGGCCUGGGUGUAGCUAGACAAAUUGAGCUCAGGUAUGAUAAACCAGUUAUGUUUUAACAGGGCCAUGUCGGUUUGGAUUUUUUUUUUCUCCCUUAAUAAUAAAAAACAUUUUAAAACUG
Phyllopteryx taeniolatus (common seadragon) is the source of this 5328-nucleotide messenger RNA. RefSeq names its product protein kinase C and casein kinase substrate in neurons 3 (gene pacsin3). The record is from RefSeq and is a predicted model, not a curated record. NCBI's taxonomy places the organism in Eukaryota, Metazoa, Chordata, Actinopteri, Syngnathiformes, Syngnathidae. The transcript is spliced from 9 exons. Gene Ontology annotation, molecular function: protein binding; phospholipid binding. Gene Ontology annotation, biological process: cytoskeleton organization; regulation of endocytosis; plasma membrane tubulation. The coding region runs from base 2705 to 3916 and encodes 403 amino acids. Gene Ontology annotation, cellular component: endosome; plasma membrane; cytoplasm.